This is a messenger RNA of Acanthoscelides obtectus, 425 nucleotides long. The record is from the annotation of a GenBank genome assembly. Lineage: Eukaryota; Metazoa; Arthropoda; Insecta; Coleoptera; Chrysomelidae.
CAAUGAUUCCGAGGUGUUUGGCAAUAUCGUUCAAAGGCUACAGUUUUAAGUCAAAAGUUUCUUUUGCCCUCACGAUAAAUAGGUCCCAGGUUCAAACAUUCUCUCUGAUGGACAUUUUGCUACCAGACAAUCGAACACCAAACAGAGUCCGAAUACAUGCUAGCAGUCAACAAGAAACACAAUAAACAUAAAAGAAAUUCUAAGCACUCAGUACUAAUGAACCACACAAGUUAGUUUCAACACAAGUAAAAAUGUUUGAUGCUCAGUGAAGCGGACACGGGACAUCUAGCUAGCUCCGGAUAAGAUUCAAAUACUCUUUACGUUCCACAGAUAGAUAUGGAUUAUUAAAGGCUGAUGGUCUCAUAAACUAUGGUGAAAGCACCCUUUCAGCCCAAAAUCUACAAAUAAACGGUUUUCUAAAUUCU